AUGAAGGUCAUUGUUCUAGGAUCAACUGGUUCCAUCGGGUUUCCUGUAUCCCAAGCUCUCGCGCGAGCAGGGCAUACAGUGUACGGCAUGACUCGCUCAGAAGCCAACGCUAAGAAAUUAGCGGCCGAAGAAAUUAUUCCGGUCAUCGGUGACCCGACAUCAACUUCGUGGCAUCACUUGAUCGCCAAACUCGACGUCGUUAUCGAAAGCAUCGGAGGGUUCGCAGAACUAGAGCAAGCGUCCAAUGCCAUAUUCAACGACGUCAGCGAGUCUGCGGCGAAGACUAGAUCCCCCGGCGCCCCCAAGCUCACAUAUAUCUACACGUCUGGUAUGUGGGUGAAAGGAGACAAUCGCACGGACAUCACGUCGGACACCACACCCCUCACUAAACCGGUCCCAUUGACCACAUGGCGCAUACCCCUCGAACAAGCCGUUUUAACCAGCACAUACCUCAAUGGCAUCGUGAUCCGGCCAGCAAUCGUGUAUGGACGGGGUGGAUCCGUCCUUUCGCCCCUGUUCAGGUCGGCAUCGGAGGGCAAGGUCGUGUGGUAUGGCACGCCGGGAGGAAGAUUUAGCCUCGUACACGCGGACGACUUGGCCGACCUCUUCGUACGAGCGUCAGAAAAGGCGCAGAUCGUCGGUGGUCGGGUAUUCGACGCUGCCAACGCUUUCACCGAAUCCGUGGACGACUUCCUCCGGCGCUUGGUGGAAUUGGCGGGCGUGAAGACGCCUUAUGUGUAUAUCAAACCGUCUAACCCACUCGAAGAGGCCAUUGCUUCUACGGUGUUGCUUCGACCGUACUUGGCCCGGGCAUUGCUGGGUUGGACGCCUAGAAAGCCAGGUUUGGUGGAUGGCCUGGAGAAUUAUUUUGCAACUUGGAAGGCCUUGCAGGAAAUUUGA
Pleurotus ostreatus (oyster mushroom) is the source of this 900-nucleotide messenger RNA. RefSeq lists its product as uncharacterized. The record is from RefSeq and is a predicted model, not a curated record. NCBI's taxonomy places the organism in Eukaryota, Fungi, Basidiomycota, Agaricomycetes, Agaricales, Pleurotaceae. The coding region runs from base 1 to 900 and encodes 299 amino acids. The transcript is spliced from 4 exons.